Lutzomyia longipalpis is the source of this 1743-nucleotide messenger RNA. It is a transcript of the gene Usp39, whose product is annotated as U4/U6.U5 tri-snRNP-associated protein 2. The record is from RefSeq and is a predicted model, not a curated record. Gene Ontology annotation, biological process: mRNA processing; protein deubiquitination; spliceosomal complex assembly. NCBI's taxonomy places the organism in Eukaryota, Metazoa, Arthropoda, Insecta, Diptera, Psychodidae. Bases 163 to 1671 code for a protein of 502 amino acids. Gene Ontology annotation, molecular function: zinc ion binding; cysteine-type deubiquitinase activity. The transcript is spliced from 2 exons.
AAGUGGUGGGUACGAGAGUUAAACUCAUUGACAUGUAAAUAAGCCGAUAAACGCUUUUUGCAGCAGUUUUUGCGUAUUUUUAGUGAAAAUAAAGCAUAUUUUGUGAAUUAAUUUGCAUUUAUUUAAUACAAGGAAGUGUAUUUGUGAGGAUUCAAUGUCAGGAUGGCCACCAAGAAGUUAGGAGCGAGAUUUUCAGAUCCGGAUGUUCAGGAUGCAGGAGGGCCUGAGACAAAGAAGCGCAAAGUGGAGGAAGUUGACGAGGAGGAGGAAGAUGAAAGGGUACCUGCUGUAAAUUCACGGAUACUCUGUCCGUACCUGGAUACAAUUAACCGGCAAUUGUUGGAUUUUGAUUUUGAGAAACUCUGCUCUGUUUCCCUGACCAGGAUCAAUGUGUACGCUUGCCUUGUGUGCGGGAAGUAUUUCCAAGGACGCGGAACUAAUACCCACGCGUAUACGCAUUCUGUGGCGGAAGCACAUCAUGUCUUCCUGAAUCUCCACACAUUGCGCUUCUACUGCCUUCCGGACAACUACGAGAUCAUCGAUACGUCCCUGGAUGACAUAAAGUACGUACUAAAUCCCACAUUUACCCCCCAAGAUAUCCGGCAACUCGACAGGGGGAAUAUGAAGUUCUCCCGGACAGUUGAUGGAACUCUGUACCUUCCGGGAGUUGUUGGGCUGAACAAUAUCAAGCGCAAUGACUACUGCAACGUUGUCCUGCAGGCCCUUGCCCACGUUGCACCCCUUAGGGAUUACUUCUUGAGUGAGAAGAACUAUGCGAAGAUUAAGAGACCCCCUGGGGAUUCAAUCUUCACGCUGGUGCAGAGAUUCGGGGAGCUGAUGCGGAAAAUGUGGAAUCCGAGGAAUUUCAAAGCUCACGUCUCGCCGCACGAAAUGCUCCAGGCAGUGGUUCUGUGGAGCAAUAAGCAGUUCCAAAUAACCGAACAGGGUGAUCCAAUUGAUUUCCUUUCGUGGUUCCUGCAUACCCUGCACAAAGCCAUGAAGGGCACGAAGAAACCCGACUCAUCCAUCAUCUACAAAUCCUUCCUGGGCGAGAUGAAGAUCUACACGCGGAAGAUCCCACCCACGGAGCUGGAUGACACCCAAAAGGCCCUCCUUAUGGCCACGGAUGAGUACCAGGAGAAGGUGGAAGAUUCAAAUUUUCUCUACUUGACGUGCGAUCUCCCGCCACCGCCGCUCUUUAUCGAUGAAUUCCGUGAGAAUAUCAUCCCGCAAGUUAAUCUGUAUCAGCUUCUCUCGAAAUUCAAUGGGGUCUCCGAGAAGGAGUACAAAACGUACAAAGAUAACUUCAUGAAGCGCUUCGAAAUCACCAAAUUGCCCCCAUUUAUUAUUCUCUACAUUAAACGCUUCACAAAGAAUACCUUCUUCCUGGAGAAGAAUCCAACAAUUGUGAAUUUCCCGAUAAAAAAUGUGGAUUUUGGAGAUAUUCUCACGGCAAAGUAUCGCGGAAUUAUCAAGAAGACAAAGUACAGCCUCAUUGCGAACAUUGUGCACGACGGGGAGCCCGGAAAGGGAACCUACAGAUCGCAUAUUUUCCAAAAAGGAAGCAAUACGUGGUAUGAGAUGCAGGAUUUGCACGUAAUUGAUACCCUACCGCAGAUGAUCACCCUCACAGAGAGCUACAUUCAGAUUUAUGAGCUGCAGGAUGAUUGAGACGUGAGAGGAUUGAAUAAUUAGUAUCUUAUUUGAUUUAUUUUGUGAAUAAAUUUGAGUUUUAAAAGAAAA